Caenorhabditis elegans is the source of this 2134-nucleotide messenger RNA. It is a transcript of the gene C48D1.1, whose product is annotated as Zer-1-like leucine-rich repeats region domain-containing protein. Lineage: Eukaryota; Metazoa; Nematoda; Chromadorea; Rhabditida; Rhabditidae. The transcript has 8 exons. Bases 1 to 1899 code for a protein of 632 amino acids. The record is from RefSeq and is marked reviewed. Gene Ontology annotation, cellular component: Cul2-RING ubiquitin ligase complex.
AUGACCAAGCCUCUUCAUGACAUUGCCUGCCAAAAAAUUGCCGAAUUCGUUCAAAAUGGUUCAUACGAUAACAGAGAAUUUGAACUUGAUUCCAAAUCGAGUAACAUUGUUUAUUCAUAUUUAAUGAAUCGAGAUAAACCAUUCAAUUUAAAAACCAUCCAUAAACUGAACGUAACAAAAGUUACACUACACCCCCAGACACUGGAUGAGAACACUGCAAGGCAACUGAAACAAUUCUCGUUGAAAGAAUUGAAAAUUGGAAAUUUUUCUAAAUCUAAAAGUUGGUGCAUAUUUAGAAGAAAAGAAACCCGUCAUGUUGAUAUUGUCCGCAUUUUGGAAGCUGUUCUGAACGAGGAAACCCGUAAAAAUCUUCAGUACUUACACAUCGAAAAAGAUCAAAAACUAAUGAAAAGAUGGACUGCAAAGAUUGGAAACAUGUUACCAUCACUAACACAUUUAACUAUGAGCGAUGUUCAUAUCAAUGAAGAUGAUUUCUAUCAACUUUUCGGUAAUUUUUCAAAUCUUCGGUCAUUGGAUAUCAGUGGAACCAAUAUCUUAAACAUUGCCGGUAUUUCGAGAUUAAAACAACUGGAAGUGCUCGCUCUGAGAGAUUUUUCAAUUGCCACAUAUACGGAGCUUAAAGAUUUAUUUAACUUAAAACACCUGAGGGUCUUGGAUGUAUCACAAACAAGAUUUAAUCUCCAUUCUAGAAAUAAUAUUGUCGAGCAGUUCACAGAAUGUAAAAUGGAAUUACCAGAGUUAAGAUUCAUGGAUUGUACCAGAACCUCGUUGAGCGGUGACAUUUUAGAGUGUUUACUAAAAACGCAACGUAAUCUUCAGUUAGUUACAACAAUAAUGACUGAAGCGGAAACAUCACAAUAUAAUGAUGUUCGGGUUUUGAAUACUGCAUACUUUCAUAAAUCUGUUCAAGCUCUAGUUUACUGUUUAACUGCAAGAAAAGAAUUUGACAGUGGAUACUGUAUGAAAGCAAUCAGAAUUUCAAUCUCUGAAGAUAACUUGCAAAAUCUCAAUAUUCCUUCAUGUAUAAAAACAAUUGUAAAAUCAAUGCAAACGUUUGAUUCAAUAUCUGUUACGCAAAAUGGGCUCAAGUGUUUGAUAAUAUUCGGAAUGCUCUAUUCCAACCAACUGUGUUCAAACGGAGUGACGUUAUUGGUUGAAGCUUUAAUGAGCUUCGUUUAUUUGUACAAAAGGAUGAUUUCAGAAGCAUACGUAAAAGUCAAUAUUUCCUACUGGAAUGCCGUCGAGAAACUUGUAAAUUUGAAAUUGGGAAAACUCGAUUUUGAUAAAAUAAGCAAAACCGCUAUGAGUUUUCUAUUAGAGAAUCGAGUAAGCAAGGCUCUUCGUACCAGAGCAUCAAGUGUUUUGUGCCAGUGCAUACAUAGAAUGCAUUCUGAUGAAUUAAAAUCUCUAUCUGAAAAAACUGAGAAUGUGAAUCGAUUAGUCGAUAUACUGGAAUGGAGUGUAGGACAGAAAAAUGAAACGAAGCUUUCGGAAUUUUUUGAAAUCACUAUCAAAAUGACUGAAAAAAGUUCAAAGGCUUGUACCAACAUGAUACAAGCUGGAAUAAUAAGUAUUUCAUUGAGUUGCAUGGAAAAGGUUGAGUCUAAUGAUAUUACUACGAAAUGCUUGGAGUUGUUAACAAAUCUGUCAUCCGCUCUGAAUUAUGACUCUUUGCAAGAACUCUACACAUCAUCAAAUGUCGAUAAGAUUGGGCUAAUGCUUACUCGACAGAAAAAUGACAUAACGUUCCAAACUACUUCAUUGCUCACAAAACUAUUGCACCACGCUGAAGGGAACCAGGUUCAAUAUAAACUCAUCAAUCAGUUACUGGCUGAAAGUAAUCGCUUAGCAAUUGGAAUUGACAAGAUUCAUAUUUGAAAAAUUCUUUGAAAAGUGCCAAACAAAUUUGUUCUAUUAAAAGUUCCCAUUAAAAAACCCCAAUCAAAUUUCCCUAAUACAUUACAAAUGACCCUAUUGCAUCAUUCCUCAACUGUUCAGAAGUUAGGGCUCUUUACGGUUUUUGAAAACUUGUUUCUUUUAUGUAAACUUGCAUGUUUGAAUCUUUCUCUGUUCCUGAUUAAAAAUCAACUCAGUUUCAUAAAUCUUAAACCAC